This is a messenger RNA of Zingiber officinale, 2680 nucleotides long. Its product is annotated as transport inhibitor response 1-like protein Os05g0150500. Gene Ontology annotation, cellular component: SCF ubiquitin ligase complex. Gene Ontology annotation, molecular function: protein binding. The record is from RefSeq and is a predicted model, not a curated record. The coding region runs from base 129 to 2420 and encodes 763 amino acids. Lineage: Eukaryota; Viridiplantae; Streptophyta; Magnoliopsida; Zingiberales; Zingiberaceae. The transcript is spliced from 9 exons. Gene Ontology annotation, biological process: SCF-dependent proteasomal ubiquitin-dependent protein catabolic process.
AAAUCCAAACACUAGGUCACGCCGCAGCUGUGGUUACUCGCAGAUGCAUUCUCCCAUCUUCGUUCGUUUCCCUCCCUCUUAUUUCCUCUGAUUUGGUAGCAGACUAGCAGAGGUUGCCGAAGAAGGGAAUGGGGAAGACGGCGAAGGGAUCGCGGAAGGGGAAGAAGGCAUGGAGGCCCGAUAUCACCACCAACCACAUCGACGAUUACUUCGACGAGUCCAUCAGGGACGCCUUCACCGGCAAGGCUUCCGAGACGAAAUCCACUGACAAAAUUCCUGUGAAAAGAAAAAUUGAGAAACACAAGAAAAAAGUUCUCCAUUAUGAUAGCUUGCUUCAGAAAAAUCCUUUUGCUGUUCCAUCGUCUUCUUCAAAAAAAUCAAAGCGGAAAAAGAAACAAGUGAACACACAAAUAAUAGAGACUGACAAAUCUUCACAGGUAGAUGAUAUAACUUCCACUCUAACUGACAUAUGGAAUAAUGAAGGUCAAGCAACUGACAUGCCUAAAAAGAAACAGAAGUCAUCUAUCAUUCAAGCUGUCGAAGUGGAACCACUUGGUUGUUCAUUUAAUCCUUCAUUUGAGGCUCAUCAAGAUUCAUUUUCUCUAGCUGUUGUCAGUGAGAUGCAGAAAAUUUACAGAAAAGAAUUGGGUCCUCAAGCUGUACCAAAAACAGUUCCAGGUGAAGCAAUUGCAGAUGAAGAUGACAGGGCCUUCGCUUGGGUGGCCACCUUGCCCGACGAGGUGUGGGAGCACACUUUCUCUUUCCUCCCGAACAACGUUGAUCGCCAUGCCGUUGCCCUAGUCUGCCGCUCUUGGUAUCGGAUUGAACGGGUGUCGAGGCGGAAGAUCUUCGUGGGGAAUUGCUAUGCGGUCGCGCCGGCCGAGGCAGUGCGGCGAUUCCCAGAGGUCAGGGUGGCGACCAUCAAGGGGAAGCCGCAUUUUGCUGAUUUCAACCUAGUGCCCAACGACUGGGGCGGUGCAGCGGGGAUGUGGAUCCAGUCGAUGGCCUUGGGGUGGCCGCUUCUCGAGGAACUUUGCCUCAAGCGAAUGGUGGUCUCUGAUGAUUGUCUCAAGCUUAUCGCCCGGUCCUUUAAGAACUUUAGGGUUCUGUCUCUAGCAUUCUGCGAAGGGUUCAGCACUGCCGGGCUGGCCGCCAUUGCAGCCAAUUGCAGGAAUUUGAAGGCACUUGAUCUGCAUCAAUAUAAAGUGAAGGAGAAUUGUAUAAACUGGAUAUCUCAUUUUCCAGAAUCCUUUACUUCCCUUGUUACUCUCAACAUUGCAUGUCUGGAUGGUGAGAUGAAUGCAUCUAUUCUUGAGCGCCUCAUUAGCAGAUGUCCCAAUCUCAAGACCCUCAGACUCAAUCAUGUCACUUCUCUAGAAAAACUUGUUGGCCUUCUACACAGGGCUCCACAGAUGGUAGACCUUGGAAUUAGCAUUCUUAUAGGAGGUCAUCCUGGACUUUUCUCCAAGCUUGAGUCUGCUUUUGCACACUUAAAACAUCUGAAGAACCUAUCUUGGAAAGCUGGACCAUUAUACUUACCAGCAAUAUAUUCAAUUUGUGAAGGUCUUACAACACUGCAGCUCUUUGACUCUAGCAUACUAGCUCCAGAGCUCUCAAAAGUAGUUAGCCAGUGUAAAAAUCUUCAACAACUAUGGGUUAUGGACUUAAUCGAGGACAAUGGGCUUAUUGCUGUGGCAUCAUCUUGCAAACUCCUCCGAAAAUUGCGAAUAUUUCCUUCUGAUCCACCUUACUGUCCUCUCACAGAAAUUGGCCUUAUUGCUGUCUCUUCUGGUUGUGUAAUGCUCGAGUCUAUUCUCUAUUUUUGCCGGAAGAUGACUAAUUCUGCCCUCCUUACUAUUGCUAAUAAUCGCCCCAAUCUCACAUGCUUCCGGCUCUGCAUCAUCAGGCCUUACACCCCUGAUUAUAUUACUCAAGAGCCUCUGGAUGUUGGCUUUGGCGCUAUUGUUGAAUCCUGCAAGGACCUCCGACGUCUCUCCUUAUCUGGUCGUCUUACUGAUCUUGUGUUCAAAACUAUUGGGGCCUCAGCAAAUCGUCUUGAGAGGCUCUCAGUUGGUUUUGCUGGUGAUUGUGAUGCAGGUCUUCAUUACAUUCUAUCUGGUUGUAGGAAAUUACGCAUUCUGGAAAUUAGGAAAUGCCCGUUUGGGAUCAAGGCAUUAUUGGACAAUGCAGAUAAGCUGGAGACAAUGCGAUGCCUUUGGAUGUCAUCAUGCUCCGUGACACUGGGGGCAUGCAGAUUAUUAGCUAAGAAGAUGCCACGGCUUAACGUGGAGGUUAUUGAUGAGAAUGGAGGACGGUCGUUGGAUCUGAUGCCCGAUCAUUUCCCUGUCCAAAAACUCUACAUUUACAGUACUAUUGCUGGCCCCAGAUCUGAUGCCCCACCUUUUGUCUUGACUGUUUAAGGUGAAAUCAGGUAUUAAGGAAUUGAUAUUAUCUUUAUCUUGUUUAUCAUUCUAAAUUGCUUUUCAGAAGUCAACUCUUCUUUUGAAAUGAUGGGAAAGCAGUCAGUUUAUAGUAUGUGCAGCAUGAUUAUGUUUUUAGAUUUCACUCACUGUUAAGUUAUCAAGAAUUCUACUUUUGAUUAUCACUUAUCAAUGAGUUGUGGGACUAUAUGACUUAUGACAUAUACUCAACAUAUAGCAUUUCUCAUCUUUUGGUUUAA